Messenger RNA from Eriocheir sinensis (Chinese mitten crab), 684 nucleotides. RefSeq lists its product as uncharacterized. The record is from RefSeq and is a predicted model, not a curated record. Bases 1 to 477 code for a protein of 158 amino acids. Lineage: Eukaryota; Metazoa; Arthropoda; Malacostraca; Decapoda; Varunidae. The transcript is spliced from 3 exons.
AUGAUUGGUACCCAAAAAAGAAAACUAAGUUUUCCCUCUUUGAACAUUUCAGUGAAGUGUCCCUACCAGCCGGCGGCGACGAGUUUCGUGCUGGAUGGCUGCUGCCACGUGCUCUACGACAAACUACACCUCUCGUUCUCAGAGGCGCGCACAUACUGUUGGAAGAAUCAUGGCGGCCAAUUCGGCUCUGACCUCGCUGUGCCGCUUUCUCUAGUGUCUCUUUACAACGAGCUGCAGAGGAAAGGCGUUGGUCCGGCCACCGCGCUGUGGGUGGGCGCGCUCUCCACGGCCACCACCAACUGGCGCUGGGUGGACGGCCGGCCCGUGCACUGCCACUACAUCAUAAGCAGGAGGAAGGACAUGUGCGGCUUCUUCAUCCACUUGAACGAGUACCUCGGCAAGAAGCACGUCAUUCUCGAUAUCAACUGUGCAACGCAACUUGGCUUUAUUUGCCAGAUGCAAAAAUACCAGAAUUAAAGAUAGUAGGCUACACAUAUUAAUGCUGCACGUGUGGUAGCUUCUGCAAAGGCUGUCUUGGAAGUUGUUGGGAUUUUUCACCUUCAUAAGCUGUUUAGUAACCCUUGUGAUAGCAGUGGCAGCCCGAGGAAGGCUGGUGUGUAUCACGAGGCAGACGAGUACGCAGCAGCCGCUUGAGCCGCUUCCUGUGCCCAAGGUCUCUCUACA